Messenger RNA from Mauremys mutica (yellowpond turtle), 3394 nucleotides. RefSeq names its product lanosterol 14-alpha demethylase. The coding region runs from base 121 to 1611 and encodes 496 amino acids. Lineage: Eukaryota; Metazoa; Chordata; Testudines; Geoemydidae. The record is from RefSeq and is a predicted model, not a curated record. Gene Ontology annotation, molecular function: heme binding; monooxygenase activity; iron ion binding. The transcript has 10 exons.
CUAGCGCCUCCCCCGGGUUGGGAGGCGAGGCCCCGCGCGGCGCCGGGGCAGCGCUUGUAGCGCGGCAAAGCGGCUGGGGCCCCCGUUCCCUGUAGCCGCUCACCCUGCAGCUGGGGCGGGAUGCCGAGCCUGCUGGAUGUCGGCGGGUUCAUGCUGGAGCGGGUGGCCACGGGCAGCCCCCUCUCCAUGGUGCUGGUUGCCGCCGCCUUCGUGCUGAGUCUGGGCUACCUGCUGCAGCUGGGUUUCCGGAGCCAGCCGCGGCCCGGCCAGGGGAAAUACCCACCUUAUAUUUCAUCUAAUAUCCCUUUUCUUGGACAUGCAGUAGCAUUUGGAAAAAAUCCUAUUGAAUUUUUAGAAAAUGCCUAUGAAAAGUAUGGGCCUGUGUUUAGCUUCACUAUGGUGGGCAAGACGUUUACCUACCUACUGGGUAGCGAUGCUGCUGCUCUAAUAUUCAACAGUAAAAAUGAAGACCUGAAUGCAGAGGAUGUAUACUCUCGACUGACCACACCAGUCUUCGGCAAGGGAGUUGCUUAUGAUGUACCUAACUCGAUAUUUUUGGAACAAAAGAAAAUGCUAAAAACUGGGCUGAAUAUAGCUCAGUUUAAACAACACGUGCCUGUAAUUGAAAAAGAAACAAAGGAGUACUUCAAAUCCUGGGGAGACAGUGGAGAAAGAAAUUUGUUUGAAGCUCUUUCAGAGCUCAUUAUUUUGACAGCAAGUCAUUGUUUACAUGGGAAAGAGAUCAGAAGCCUACUCAAUGAGAAGGUGGCACAACUGUAUGCUGAUCUGGAUGGGGGAUUUACUCAUGCAGCGUGGCUUCUGCCAGGUUGGCUUCCUUUACCUAGCUUCAGACGUAGAGACAGAGCCCACAGAGAAAUAAAGAACAUUUUCUAUAAAGUGAUCCAGAAACGCCGGCAAUCUGGGGAAAGGGAGGCUGACAUGGUCCAAACAUUGCUGGAUGUUACCUAUAAGGAUGGCCGUCCACUGACAGACGAUGAGAUUGCUGGAAUGCUUAUUGGGUUGUUGUUAGCAGGCCAGCAUACGUCUUCUACCACCAGUGCUUGGCUUGGCUUCUUUUUAGCUAGAGACAAAUCAAUACAAGAACAAUGCUAUGCAGAACAGAAAGCAGUUUGUGGAGAAGACUUGAGGCCCCUAAAUUAUGACCAGCUGAAGGAGCUGAACCUGCUGGACCACUGUCUAAAAGAAACUUUAAGGCUUAGACCUCCUAUAAUGACCAUGAUGAGAAUGGCCAGAACUCCCCAGACUGUUGCUGGCUAUACUGUUCCUCCUGGCCAUCAGGUUUGUGUCUCUCCCACUGUUAAUCACAGACUUAAGGAUUCUUGGAUAGAAAGUUUAGAGUUCAAACCUGACCGUUACCUCCAAGAUAACCCUACAGUUGGAGAGAAGUUUGCAUAUGUGCCAUUUGGUGCUGGCCGUCAUCGUUGCAUUGGAGAAAACUUUGCUUAUGUCCAGAUUAAGACUAUUUGGUCUACUCUGCUUCGUUUAUAUGAAUUUGAGCUCAUUGAUGGAUAUUUUCCUACGAUAAACUAUACAACCAUGAUUCACACACCUGAUAACCCAGUUAUCAGAUACAAGAAGCGAUCACACUAAGUUUUGGAGACAAAAUUAUUUCUGUAUUUAAAUUGUGAAAAUGACUGUUUUUGAAUAAGUUAUGACACAAUUAAAUGGUUAAUAUAAAAGCUGGUCCAUUGGAUGUGUAGUGUUAUGAAAGUGAGAUUAAUCUAACCAGAAAGUGUGAAAUUGUUGUAUACUGCACAGUACUGUAUAUUCUAAAUUAACCAAUUAUAAAAAUACUGUCUUUUCUACCUGUGUAACAAUUUUAAGGUGGAUGCUGCAUAUUAGUAUAGGUGAAUUCAACUGUUCAGUCAAAUCUUUUUUUACAAAGAUUAGAUGUUCACCUUUGUCCUAUCUUAAAUUUUAAUUGGUGCUUUAAAAAACCUACUUUCCUUGAUUCAGCUACUUUAAAGGGCAAGACUAAGCUCAUGGACAUCAGGGGGAACAGAAUCUGUUCUCUGAUGCUGGUGCGUAUUUUAAUGUGAACAAGUUGGGACAUGCUCCCUCUGCAGAUUUUCAGCCCUGUCUAUAUUUGCAGAAGGACAAAAGUCAGCAAAAAUUGCCAUGAGUUUUAAUUUAGAAAACCGUAACAUUUUCAGUAUCUUUCAAAUGUGACAGGUGAUUUAGGUGCUCAGCUUGAGACAGUUUUUGAAGGGUCUGGAUUUUCAAAAAGUGCUGAACCAUCCAUCCUCUGAAAAUUAGUUCUGUUUUAAAUUAUGUAAAAUUAGGCAUCCAAAAUAAUUAGUCACACUUGGAAGUCUUGGUUUCAGUGCAAAGAUCAGCAGUAGAACCUAACAAAACCAGAAUUAAUAGUUAAGAGUAAGCAUAUAAACUACACUUCUCAGAUAUCUUUAACUGUGUUCACUGUUUACUAAAGAAAGUGAAUGAAAUACCUAGUGUACUACUGUAUUAACUAGAGUAGUGUUUAGAGUGAUGUAGAGGGGAGAAUGGAUACGGGAUAGCAGUAAUAUAUAAUUAUUAUUUUUUAGAAGUGCCUGUUUGGGGGACAAAAAUAGUCUCAUCAAUAUUAAACCUUCUGCCACCCUUUAUUAUUAAAUCUUGGCAAUGUGGGCAAAGACUGAUGCUGCCUACAAGGAGACACAGUGAAUUAAUAAGGUUCUUCUCCCAUAAUUCCACAUGGCCUGUCCAAACUCCGUUCACAGGGGAAUGAGUAACUUAUUUCAGGACUGUUAAAUGUUGUACUUGUGUGGUGGAAAAUAGCUCUGAUGUGACUAUAAAUUUUAAUGAAAAAUUUCUGUAAAACUUUGUGAAGUAGUUUCCUGUGCUCAGAACGCUGUCCAUACUUUCAAAAAAAUAUAGAAAGGAGGCUCUUUUUACUUACUGCUUUAAAACUUCCUUCUUGUUGAAUUUUAAUAAAGGAAUGGAUCAGUGUGAACUUAAGCCAGUUUGAUGCUGACGGUAGUUAGUAACAAAACGUUGUGGUCACAACAAAGUGAAAAUCUCAGUGUCUAAAAAUGGGGAUGUGCUAGCUAAUAUAAAAUAAAGCUCUUAUCUGUCAAGCUGUUGCCUUAGGAAACUCCCCUUGCAUAGAGGCUGAGUAAAAUUAAUUCCUAAUUAUUUACUAUAAUAGAACAUCAUGCUGAGUCUGGACUUCUUCCCUAGGCAGCUGCUGGCAGCACUGCGGUGCUUAUCAUGAAUCCUCUUGCCUACCCCUGAAACUGAAAGCAAGAAAGGUGGUGAGAGUACAUUUUUGUUGUUUUUUUGGCAAGAGUCAGGGUUUAGUUACCCUUUAAUAGUGUGCAUGAGAAAUACUCCUGUAAUUAAAAUAACCUGAAACAACAAUUAAAAGGAUGAAGUC